GAACCGGAGCGUCGCGUUGUGGAGCGCGCUGUGGAGGAUCUGAUAGUACGCUGAAUCCCACCCAUGAGAGGGCGGAGAUAUCAUCAGAUGGACGACGUGCGCGAGUGAGACGCAUCGCUCGAGAGUCUCGAGACUAACCUCUACGCGACCGCGAGCAGCGUAGAAUGUGACUCGCGUCAAAAGUUCUCUCCCUCGCGUCAGUCCGCGUUGGAUUGCUCCGAUUCGUGAUGCCGUUUUCGACUGCCCGGCUGACCAAGAAACGGAGGAGACCACGAGGUCGCGUAGGUUAUCGACGGCACGACGAUACGCUCUGAUGAAAUCAUCCCCCAGAAGUGAAAAUGCUAGAUGAAAGUGUCCAGUAUUUGUUAGACAGAUGAAGAUACGUAGCAAUUAAUUCCAAUAUAAACAUGGUGGGAAAUACUUUCGAGGCACUCCCGUUCUACCACAGCGGUGCCGGGAGGGAGACGUGCCAAUGGUUGGGGCAUAUCAAACUGUCGAGGAUAAUAAUUUUGACGUCUAUAGUCUUAUUUAUUGUGCCAUUAUUUACGCAUUACUAUUUAUCUAAGGUAGAAUCAGACGCUCCGGAUAGGGAUAUGUACAGAACGUUCUCAACGUUGGAGGCUUUCGAGGAUUUCACGUCCAUGAAGGCCUCGCAGCUGAAGAUGAGAAUAGAGGAGAUGUUCCGCAUAAAGAUUUCAGUGAGCAACGAAUUGAGAGACCUGAGCGCCAAGAGGCAAAGACUUCAGGGCGAGGUGAACAGCCUGACGCAGAAGAUAGACGAGCUGAAGCAGGAGUUGCUGCAUCAGCAAACGGAUCUCGAUAGACUGAAGAUAAGCGUGGAGCAGGCGCAGGUGGCGCAGAAGGAGGCGGUCGAGAGGAACACGCCUGAAUUGGCGCCACCCAAGAGAAUAUUGAUCAACACGCUGCCAGUUGUACUGCCCAGCACAGAUCCGCGAUCGUGUAGAAUGUAUAAUUGUUUCGAUCACAGUCGUUGCGCGCUGACAAGCGGUUUCCCUGUGUACUUAUACGACCCGGAUCAAUUGUCGGUAGUUAAUCCAGGAUGGGACGUAGACGGUUUCUUAAAGACGACUAUUAAACAAACGUUAGGGUACAAUCCGCAUCUUACUAGAAAUCCAGCAGAGGCAUGCGUUUACAUAGUCUUACUUGGUGAAGCGUUAAGCCUCCAUCAAAAGAGCGAUCGACGUCACAGUAAACCUUUAGAUAUAAAGAAAUUACAUGCACUUCCCUAUUGGGGUGGAGACGGUAGAAAUCAUAUAUUAUUAAAUCUUGCACGUAGAGAUUUAUCUGCAGAUUCUGGAAAUAUUUUCAGUAAUCUGGAUAUUGGCAGAGCAAUAGUAGUGCAGUCGACGUUUUAUAGAAACCAAUUCCGCGAUGAUUUCGAUAUAAUUGUUCCACCAAUUCUGGGACCACCUGGCGGAGAUGUCUGGCAGGAAUGCGCACAAAUGUUACCCGCGAGAAGAAAAUAUUUGCUGUCAUUCCAAGGAGAGAUGAGGACUUUCGUAGGCACACCGAUGACAUAUCAAAUUGACGACGCGGAUGUAGAUCUGGAAAAAUUGAUAAUCGACGACAACAAUAUAGACGCGUUUAUUAUUCAACAUCUAAAAGAUAUGAGCAGCGGAAUAACUUUGGACAAAUUCUUCAUUCAGUUUGAAUGUAUACCAGCUUCUGUGGAGAGCAAGCCUGUGGAAACACUCGAUUGGUCUCUUUGCGGAACUGACUCGUCCAGAAGAGCUAUAUUGAAGGAAUCGACGUUCGCACUGAUCUUAGCUCCCAGUAACGCUACGUUAUUAACUACCUCAUUCAUGCAGGCAAGACUGUACGAAGCGUUACGAGCUGGGUCGAUACCGGUUAUUCUCGGUGGUGAUCAGAUUUUGCUUAAUUAUAACGAAGUUAUUGCUUGGAGGAGAGCAGUUAUUUUCCUACCUAAGGCUAGGGUGACUGAAAUGCACUUUUUAUUGCGCGCUGUUCCCGACAACGAUCUUUUGACCAUGCGGAGACAAGGUCGACUAAUAUGGGAGCGCUAUAUGAGUACCGCUCAAAGUGUAGUGGAUACGACCAUAGCAGUGAUAAGAGACAGACUUGGUAUACCUCCGUUACCGGCGUCUCAAACAUCCAGUCCUAGUGUUUUUAACGAAAGCUUUGUGCCUUUAAAAUCGGAUACCAUUAUUGCUGAACCUGAAGCCGAAGAAAGUUUGGGUCCUCUAGAACCGCCGUAUCCAUCUCCUGCUUUCAAAAGAAUUNUACAACACUAUUACUGUGGCAAGAAUUAUAUUAUAUUUAUACUAUUUUAUACUUUCAUAGGCUCGGAAGUUGGCUUUCGACCUAUCGGUAAAGGUGCUGGAGGCGCUGGAAAAGAGUUUAGUGAGUCAUUAGGAGGAAACUAUCCAAGAGAACAAUUUACAAUUGUCAUGUUAACUUAUGAAAGAGAACAAGUUCUUAUAAAUUCACUGGCACGUCUCUAUGGCUUGCCUUACCUGAACAAGGUACUCGUAGUUUGGAAUAGUCCGAAACCACCUGUAGAAGAUCUGAAGUGGCCUGAUAUCGGCGUUCCUAUACAUGUUAUAAAAGCUCCAAGAAAUAGUUUGAAUAAUAGAUUCCUUCCAUUUGAUGCAAUUGAGACAGAAGCCGUCCUUUCUAUCGAUGAUGAUGCUCAUUUGAGACAUGAUGAAAUCAUGUUCGGUUUCAGAGUGUGGAGGGAACAUCGAGAUCGUGUAGUUGGAUUCCCUGGUCGCUUUCACGCAUGGGACCAGAAUUAUCAUAACGCUUGGAAUUACAAUUCUAAUUAUUCUUGCGAGCUGUCCAUGGUUUUAACUGGGGCUGCUUUCAUUCACAAACAUUAUACAUAUUUAUAUACGCAUUGGCUGCCACAGGCAAUAAGGGAUAAAGUUGACGAGUACAUGAACUGUGAAGACAUUGCAAUGAAUUUUUUAAUAUCUCAUCUUACAAGGAAACCUCCGGUUAAAGUAACAUCACGUUGGACAUUCAGAUGUCCGGGUUGUCCAGUUUCACUUUCAGAAGACGAUACCCAUUUUCAGGAGAGACAUAAAUGCAUCAAUUUCUUUUCACAGGUUUUCGGAUAUAUGCCUUUACUGAAUACACAGUAUCGAGCUGAUUCAAUAUUAUUUAAGACACGAAUACCACAUGAUAAACAAAAAUGUUUUAAAUUUAUAUGAAAAGGAGAUAAAUUAUAUAUAGAAUUUUUAUGUAGAUUCUAUAGGAUAAGAUUUGUACGACUUUGAUACAAUUUUAUGUAGCUCACUAUUUAAGAACUAUCAUACCGAAUAUUUUACAGAAUGCAUACAGGAAACACAAGGUACAGUAAGUUUAAUUAUAUAACAAGUCAAAAUGUCAAGAAAUAGUUAAACUUAAUAUCAAUGAUUAAGGAGUAGACAAAUGUUAAAUGUUACUAAUCUUUCUUUUAAUUUUUGUAAAAUAUUUAAUGAGAGACGAUGAUUACAAAUAAUCAAAAUAAUUCUGUAGAUAAUCUAUAAACGAUAAAGUGAAUAUAUAAUUGUAUAUGAUUCUUUCUUGCUUUAAGUUUACAUUGAAAUUGAUAUUUAGCAACAAAACAUUUAACAUUUUAGAAGGAUGUUUAUUUUGUAAAUAUAUAUUAAUUUGGUAUACUAUUCAUAUAUUAAUAUAGUAAUGUACUACAUAUUAAUAUACCCUAUAUAAGUGCACUAAAAUUUAGUUUACUUUAAUAUACUGUAUCACAAUAUGGUAUAUUACUGCCUGUUAGAAUAAUAACAAUGUACAAUUCUAAGAUAAAAAAUUUUAAAAAAGAUAUAAUUUUUAAACAAACGAA
Molecule: messenger RNA, 3826 nt
Organism: Wasmannia auropunctata (little fire ant)
Lineage: Eukaryota; Metazoa; Arthropoda; Insecta; Hymenoptera; Formicidae
Gene: botv
Product: exostosin-3
Exons: 12
Coding region: 408-3194 (928 amino acids)
Cellular component (GO): membrane
Molecular function (GO): glycosyltransferase activity
Source: RefSeq, a predicted model, not a curated record